UUUUUCAAAGCAGUUGGAUUUUUUUAUAAAAAAAAAAAAAAAACUCUUCUUCCUUAUUGAUCCAUCAUGUCUACUUUAUAUAAAACUGCAGAACUUGUAAAGAACAAAUCGAGUGAACAAAAGUCUAAGGACAAGAGAAUCAACAAACAAAGAGUGAUGAUGCUCUGUUCUCGUGGUGUCACUUAUCGUUAUCGUCAUUUGCUUUCAGAUCUCGAAGCCAUGAUGCCUCAUUCCAAAAAAGAUGCCAAGUUGGAUACAAAGAACAACCUCUAUAUUUUGAAUGAAUUGGCUGAUCUCAACAACUGUAACAAUGCUGUCUUUUUUGAAGUAAGAAAGAAGCAAGACUUGUAUGUCUGGAUGGCCAAGACACCUAACGGUCCUUCUGUCAAAUUCCAUCUUCAAAACUUGCACACAAUGGACGAAUUGAAGAUGACCGGUAACUGUUUAAAGGGUUCUCGACACAUUUUGUCUUUUGAUAAGACUUUUGAUUCUGCACCUCAUUGGUCUCUUUUGAAAGAAUUAUUAGGCCAAGUCUUUAAUGUGCCCAAGGGAUCAAGACGCUCAAAGCCUUUUAUUGAUCAUGUCUUGUCCUUUUCUAUUGUGGAUAACCGUGUUUGGUUUAGAAACUAUCAGAUUGUUGAAAAGAAUGCUCAAAACACACCUGGCUUUAAUCCUAUGGAUAAAGAUGAUAUCUCGCUGGUUGAAAUUGGUCCUCGUUUCUGUCUUACACCUAUUCGUAUCUUUGAAGGUUCUUUUGGUGGUCCCACUGUCUAUGAGAACCCUGAAUUUGUUCACCCUAACUUUGUUCGCUCUGCUAUUCGUAAAGAAAAACUCGAGAAAUACACCAAGAGACAAAAGAGUAACUUUGAGCGUGAAAAUAGAAUCAGAAUGGCUGAAGAAAGUAGAGAAACAGAAGCUAGUGAUAAGCGAGUCUUCCAAUAGAAAUUUAGCUGUGUAUAAAAAAUACAAUAAUAAUAAUAAAAAAAAAGUUUUUCUGAUUUUCA
This is a messenger RNA of Gilbertella persicaria, 1004 nucleotides long. Its product is annotated as Brix domain-containing protein. The record is from RefSeq and is a predicted model, not a curated record. Gene Ontology annotation, cellular component: nucleolus. Gene Ontology annotation, molecular function: rRNA binding. Lineage: Eukaryota; Fungi; Mucoromycota; Mucoromycetes; Mucorales; Choanephoraceae. The transcript is spliced from 3 exons. Gene Ontology annotation, biological process: ribosomal large subunit assembly; rRNA processing. Bases 67 to 942 code for a protein of 291 amino acids.